Messenger RNA from Chenopodium quinoa (quinoa), 2505 nucleotides. Its product is annotated as probable receptor-like protein kinase At5g18500. Bases 629 to 2062 code for a protein of 477 amino acids. Lineage: Eukaryota; Viridiplantae; Streptophyta; Magnoliopsida; Caryophyllales; Amaranthaceae. Gene Ontology annotation, molecular function: protein kinase activity; ATP binding. Gene Ontology annotation, biological process: protein phosphorylation. The transcript is spliced from 8 exons. The record is from RefSeq and is a predicted model, not a curated record.
CAGGUACACCCGCGUGUGUAUAAUGGAAUGUGAACUGGAGGACUUGUCUAGCAAUCAUUUUCAUGAAUAGAGAAUUGAGAUCUCAAUAUCUUUUUCUUUUUUUUUCCUCUUUUGAUUUUCAGAAGAGAAGAGAGGAGAGAGAAAGGAGGAAGCUUCCAUUUUCAUGCUUCUCUUUUACUAUAUGCAAUUGCAAACUUAAGAAGGCAGGGGCAAUAAAGGGAAGGAAGUACAAUCACUUUCUCUCUCUACUCAACCUACCAUUGAUUACUCUUUUGCCUUCUUCUUUAAACCUUCUUCCAACAACCUAGUUCACCACCACCUCCUCACAUUCACAAAUUUUACAAUUUUUCUUUCCAACAGCUACUAACCCUUUUCAUUUUUCUCAUUAUUUCUGGGUUUUCCCACUUUUUUUUAGUUCAGAUUUCAAUUACCCAUUUCAUAAUUUCAAGAAUUUUGCAUUUUUUCAUUGAGUUUUGAUCAAUGGGAGUGAUUUUGGCAUCUGGGUGUUUGUUAAAUUUCAGAAUGAUUGUUGUUUUGUUGCAGUACUAGAUCCAGAAUUUGAGUUUUGUUCAUAUUAGGAGGGGCUGAAUUCUGAUAAAAAGGACAUUAUUCGAUAUUUUCGACUAAAAUGGCGUCUGAACUCAAUGCUGGAAUGUCCAAAAAAGUUGCUGGUGUGAGGCUGUGGGAAUUAAUAGGAGUAACCAUUGGCGCUUUGAUUGUAAUUAUCCUUUCGAUAUUGCUCUAUCUGUGCCUUACUGCUAGGAAGAAAUCUCGAAGAGCUAACACCAGUUUACCUCUUACCCAAAUUCCUUCGAUUUCUAAGGAAAUUCGUGAAAUCAGAGUGGACCAUGUUUCCCAAAAUGUGUAUGGUAGUUAUCCAGAUGGUGUUGUAGAGAAAUUGAAAGAGAAGGAUUCAGACAGGCUUUUAGUUCAUCCAAGUGUCGAUAAAAUAAAAACAGAAGAAAAUGGAAAGCAUUCAGGCUCUUUUACACGCUUCGAAAAUGAUAGUGUUGGGUCUCCAAUGGGGGAUAAGCCUUCUUCACAUCCGAUAAGUGCUCCUUCUCCACUAUCUGGACUUCCUGAAAUAUCUCGUCUUGGUUGGGGACACUGGUUUACCCUAAGAGACCUUGAAGUUGCAACAGACCGCUUUUCCAAACAGAAUGUCAUUGGUGAGGGAGGAUAUGGCAUUGUUUACCAGGGUGAGCUUAUUAAUGGGACCCCGGUUGCAAUAAAGAGGCUUCUUAACAACCUUGGACAGGCAGAGAAGGAAUUCAGGGUAGAAGUGGAGGCUAUUGGUCAUGUUCGACAUAAAAACUUAGUUCGACUUCUUGGAUACUGCAUUGAAGGAACUCACAGGUUACUGGUGUAUGAGUAUGUCAAUAAUGGAAAUUUGGAACAAUGGCUUCAUGGUGCAAUGCACCAAUAUGGAAAUCUUACUUGGGAAGCUCGCAUGAAGGUUCUUAUUGGCACUGCUAAGGCCCUUGCUUACUUGCAUGAAGCCAUUGAGCCUAAGGUUGUGCAUCGAGAUAUCAAAUCAAGUAACAUACUAAUAGAUGAUGAGUUCAAUGCAAAGGUGUCUGAUUUUGGCUUGGCAAAGCUGUUGGGUGCUGGAAAAACUCACAUUGCUACUAGAGUUAUGGGCACAUUUGGGUAUGUGGCUCCAGAAUAUGCCAAUAGUGGCCUUCUAAACGAGAAAAGUGAUGUCUACAGUUUUGGGGUUGUUCUCUUGGAAUCUAUUACUGGGAGGGACCCAGUAGAUUACGCUCGUCCCCAGAACGAGGUAAACCUGGUGGACUGGCUUAAAACUAUGGUUGGUAACAGGCGUGCAGAAGAGGUAGUAGAUCCCAACAUGGACACUAGACCUUCAACGAGGGCUCUUAAGAGAGCACUUUUGACUGCAUUGCGGUGUGUAGAUCCAGAUUCUGAAAAGCGGCCAAGGAUGGGUCAAGUUGCUCGAAUGCUUGAGUCCGAGGAAUAUCCUGUUCCUCGUGAGGAUCGGAGGCAUCGAAGAGCUCAACCCGGAGAGGCUGAAUCUCCAAGGCUUAGUUUGAACGCAAUCUAAAGAUCAGUAAGCCUAAGUGGACAAAAAACAUCCUCAACAUGUAAGAAGCCAAUAGUUAACAGAUGAAACUGCAUGCUUCAAACAGUCGAAGUAUGUGAGUGAUCUGUGCUGAGAUUGAGUGCUAAAAAUUGAAUCCGCAUAUAUAUAUAUAGUCAUUUUGGCCUUCGGCCACCCCCCCCCCCCCCCUCUUCUCCCCCUUCUUUUUUUUUUUUUUUUUUUUUUUGUGGGUUUAACAGAGUACUUUUUUCAUUAUUUUUGGUGCGACGAGUACUAUGUAUUGUAGUAGAUAUGGUUUGUAUAAGUAGUCUUGGGCAUUUUCUGUUAUGCUUAAGCAAUCAGAAUUGUUUUGUACAGGCCUUUUUAGGCUAGAGGAGUUGUUGAUAUACUUGAGAGAAUAUUUGAUGGAUAAAAUAUAGAGAAGUUAUGGGAUUGUUAAUAUUUUA